AUGAGGACACUGUAUAGUGCAGACAUCUGGAUGCACAUUGUCGACAAUCUCUCCAUCGGUUCGGUCUUUGCAAUGACGACAGCGGGGAAGCAGGCGACCAAGCUUCUCCGCUCCGCCCAAGCCGCUAAUCCCCGCUACUCUCUCGGCGGCAAGACUUGUAUGCCGACUAGCCGACAAAGUUCCACCACGCUGCCCAAGGCGAGAGACUUCAACGUCAUAACCUUCCACGACGCCGUUGUGAAGCUUGCCAAUGGCAUUCCUCCAUCAACCUCAUCGCACUCCGAUCUGGCUUUUGCCUUCUGGCUGCAAGGCGAGGCUGUUGCUGCCACUGUCCAUGCACCUCGCGCGUCACUGGUCCAGCUCCAACGGCAAAGCUUGUCAUCAACCCGUUUUCUCUACCAAGGGCCGCUAGAGAAGUUUCGGUGUCAGCCUUCUCAGUCUGCUUAUCUGCAAUCGAUCCUUGACGCUGUCGCCAAGCCCGUGGACACUUGGUCACGACACUCAACAAUCACUCUGAGCCGUGCGGACAAGGCCACCGGUCGCUUCUACGCUCCACCUCUGGGGUCGGCCGGAUCCACUCAUCGAAUGAGUGGGACCUUCUGGCGGCUUUCUUGCGGCUCCUUGGUCUGCAUCACUGUACUUUCAGACCAGCAGCCCUGGUGUUGA
Plenodomus lingam JN3 is the source of this 666-nucleotide messenger RNA. RefSeq lists its product as uncharacterized. NCBI's taxonomy places the organism in Eukaryota, Fungi, Ascomycota, Dothideomycetes, Pleosporales, Leptosphaeriaceae. The record is from RefSeq and is a predicted model, not a curated record.